Messenger RNA from Argiope bruennichi, 1471 nucleotides. Its product is annotated as vacuolar protein sorting-associated protein 26C-like. The record is from RefSeq and is a predicted model, not a curated record. The coding region runs from base 90 to 983 and encodes 297 amino acids. The transcript is spliced from 10 exons. NCBI's taxonomy places the organism in Eukaryota, Metazoa, Arthropoda, Arachnida, Araneae, Araneidae. Gene Ontology annotation, biological process: intracellular protein transport. Gene Ontology annotation, cellular component: endosome.
UAUUGUUUAUUUUGUUUAUUUUGUAUUGUAAAUUAUGUUUAUUUUGAAAUUGUGUUUGCUGUCUGCUAUCUUGAAUUCGCUGUACAAAAAUGUCUGUUACAUUAGAUAUCAGAUUAAAACGAGUGAAUAAAAUUUAUCAUGAAGAGGAAAUCAUUAUAGGUUAUGUUGUAGUAGAAAGUAAAUCCGAAGUUAAACAUGAAGGGAUCACUUUAACAAUGGAAGGAAAUGUUACUAUGCAAUUAAGUGCGAAAAAUGUAGGAAUUCUGGAAGCGUUUUAUUCAUCUGCAAAGCCAGUUUUAUUAACCAGUUCUAUAAUUGAAAUUGCCAAACCAGGCAAAUUACCUCCUGGACGGACAGAAAUUCCUUUUGAAAUACCAUUGAAACCCAGAACUAAUAGGACAUUAUAUGAAACUUAUCAUGGAGUUUUUAUAAGUAUUCAGUAUUACUUAAAAUGUGAAAUGAAGCGAUCUUUAUUGAAUAAAGAUUUGCAGAAACUUCUGGAGUUCAUUAUGGAAUAUAAGAGUCAAAAAGGAGAUUCUAAAGCUGUUCCUGUAAAUUUCAGUAUCACUCCAGAAUCUUUACAGAAUGUCAGAUAUAGAAAAAACAUGCCAAAUUUUGUCAUAAAAGGACGGAUUGAUUCAACUGCAUGCAAUAUUAUGCAGCCAUUUACUGGAGAGCUAUGUAUUGAAAAAUGUGAUGCACCUAUAAGGUCUGUAGAACUGCAGUUAGUCCGAGUAGAGACUUGUGGAUGUUCUGAGGGAUACUCACGAGAUGCUACUGAAAUACAAAAUAUUCAGAUUGGUGAAGGAGAUGUAUGCAGAAACAUUUUGAUUCCAAUUCAUAUGAUAUUUCCAAGACUUUUUACAUGUCCAACACUUAAAACAAACAACUUUAAAAUUGAAUUUGAAGUGAAUGUAGUUGUAGUUUUUGAAGAUGAACAUAUAAUAACUGAAAACUUCCCAAUUGAAAUCAUCAGACCAUAAUUUUAUGAUUUUAUUCAAUAACCGAUAAUUCUCAAUCAUCACAGGCGGUGGCUUUUUCUUUCGUGUCGAACUGGAAUUAUUAUUGAAAUUUGAACCGUUGUUGGCUCGCACCACACUCGUCUGACAUCCGGCAUAGCUGCUGUAUCUCAAAGAAUUCCGAUCGUAAGAUCCAUUUUUUCUGCAGCAGUGAGCCAGCGUGUUUUUGAAAGCGUGCCGGAACUUUUUGGACAUAAUACUGUAUAGGAUGGGGUUGAUGGUUGCACUCACAUAAUAUGUUAUACCCGAGAUGUGGGUGAGGGUAGUGUAGAUCAUGACGGCGGUUGGAGUCUGGUGGACUACGUAAAUUGCCAUCAGUCUCUGAGCGUGGAAGGGGGCCCAGCAAAUAAAAAAUGCCACCACUACAGCAACUGAAAGGAAAAUGAAAUAAUUAUUUGUAAAUUCUGUUCUUUUGUAAUGGAUUGUAAAUAAAUAAUUUAUAUAUAUUUGUA